AAUACACAAUCAAAAAGUCCAAGCAGGCAACCGCAUAGAUGCUUCCUCAAGCGAGUUUGUAUCUAAAUAUCCACUUCUAAACCAGAUCACACACACACAAACAUAUAUAGAUAGAUAUAUAUAUAUAUAUAUAUAUAUGUGUGUGUGUGUAUCAUAUAUCAUAUAUCUCACCGUGAUCAAAAUCGAAGACCCAUUAGCCAUUUCCUGCAAUGAAUCAAACACCUCACAUAGCCAUUCUCCCAAGUCCGGGUAUCAGUCACCUGAUCCCGUUCGUAGAGUUAGCCAAACGCCUUAUUCUCCAUCACGACCUCCACGUCACUUGCAUCAUACCCUGCACACCCAAUGAACCAUCAGACGCCACAAAAUCCGUCCUCGAAUCCCUUCCCAAACCCAACUCCCGCACCAUAUUCCUCCCUCCGGUCUCCUUCGACGACCUUCCCGAUGACGCCAACCCAUCACGCAAGAUCUCCCACACCAUGACUCACUCUUUACCUUCAAUUCAUCACGUGCUGAAAUCGCUGGUUUCGAGUACUAGUACUACUUCUUCUCCUCCGGUGGUUGCUUUAUUUCUCGAUCCUUUCGCAAUAGGAGCUUUGGAUAUUGCCAAGGAACUUGAUAUUCCCACGUAUGUUUUCUUCCCUACAAAUGCUAUGGCUUUGUCUUUGAUCUUCUAUUUGCCCAAGUUGGAUGAGAUAGCGGCUUCGUACGAUUUCAUGAGAGACUUGCCGGAGCCGGUGAAAUUACCGGGAUGCCCUCCUUUUCACGGCGGAGAUCUCUUUGCCUCGAUCCAAGACCGGAGAACGGACACGUAUAAAAAGACGGUGCAAAUCUCAAAACUGAUCGUUUCGGCCGAGCGUAUUAAAGGGUUUAUCCUUAAUAGCUUUGUGGAUAUUGAAGCUAAGGUGAUAAAAGCCCUGCAAGAGGAAAAGACUAUUUACCCGGUGGGACCCAUCGUACAAACCGGUCCACCUCGUCAAGAUGAUGGAGACUCGGAGUGUUUGACUUGGUUGGACAAACAACCACGUGGCUCGGUUCUAUAUGUUUCUUUCGGGAGUGGUGGGACCCUCUCGUAUGAACAGAUGACCGAGUUGGCAUUUGGGCUGGAGAUGAGCGGGCAUAGAUUCAUAUGGGUUGUUAGGAGGCCCAACAACGAAUUCCCCAAUGCCGCGUUUCUCAAUCACGGGCCCAAAAACCCAUUAGAGCCUCUUGAAUAUUUGCCCAAUGGGUUCUUGGAGAGGAAAGGGCAAGGCCUAGUCGUGCACAACUGGGCCCCACAGACUCGGGUGUUGGGCCAUAUCUCGACCGGCGGGUUUCUGAGCCACUGUGGUUGGAGCUCGACCCUUGAGAGUAUUCUUCACGGCGUGCCGAUCAUUGCUUGGCCACUCUUCGCGGAGCAGAAAAUGAAUGCCGUGUUGCUUGUUGAGAAUCUCAAAGUGGCAUUGAGACCAAAGGCUGAUGGUGAAGAUGGCAUCAUUCGACGAGAGGAAGUGGCCAGUGUUGUUAAGGCUUUAAUGGAGGGUACAAGUGAAAAGGGUAGAAUUGUGAGACACUCAAUAAAACAACUCAAGGACUCGGUUGUCAAGGCACUAAACGAAGAUGGGUCAUCCACAAGGGCACUCUCUGAGUUAGCUUCCACGUUGAAAAAUAUGGCAACCAAGUAGACCAUAUAUAGUUAAUCCUUUUUCUUCAUAUUUAAUAAGUACUUUUUCCUUUAGUUAUCCAUUAUUAUUAAUAUGUUACAUUUCUGUGUAGGUUGUGUUGUUAAUCUCUCAAUAGAACGACAUAGAGCAGAAUAUAGAUUAAACACUUUGUUUCACUUUUUUCUGCAAUCUGUGAUUUCUUUAGCUUGUUUGGAAAAAAUGUGGAAAGGGAAUUUGAUGGAUUGUGUAGAUCUCUCGUACUAAAGGAGUAAAGUGUUUUACUGUUCUGUUU
Morus notabilis is the source of this 1932-nucleotide messenger RNA. Its product is annotated as hydroquinone glucosyltransferase. The transcript has a single exon. NCBI's taxonomy places the organism in Eukaryota, Viridiplantae, Streptophyta, Magnoliopsida, Rosales, Moraceae. The record is from RefSeq and is a predicted model, not a curated record. Gene Ontology annotation, molecular function: UDP-glycosyltransferase activity. Bases 210 to 1661 code for a protein of 483 amino acids.